Triplophysa rosa is the source of this 6468-nucleotide messenger RNA. It is a transcript of the gene tspan9a, whose product is annotated as tetraspanin 9a. NCBI's taxonomy places the organism in Eukaryota, Metazoa, Chordata, Actinopteri, Cypriniformes, Nemacheilidae. Bases 647 to 1648 code for a protein of 333 amino acids. Gene Ontology annotation, cellular component: membrane. The transcript is spliced from 7 exons. The record is from RefSeq and is a predicted model, not a curated record.
AGAGAGAGAGAGAGAGAGAGGUGGGAGAUAGAGCUUUGCGCAAGGUUGGGAGGGAAUGUCCACUAGAUGCAGUUGCCGAUAAUAGCGUGUAUCAGCAGCAGAGCGGUGACUGCGAGCGCAGCCAGAGAGGAGAGAACACAGGCGCAGCAGGCAGCGCAGGAGUCUCUUUGAAUGAGAGCAGCGAGAUUGAUUCGGGAGAAGAGUCAUAGAAAGAGCUGUGAGAAAGAUUGAGAGCGUCUCAUCCUCAGGAGAGGAGAACGGGGGUGGAAGUUAGAAGGCUGUGGGAACCCAUCAGCUCUCUCUGUGGAAAGGCUGUGCUGAGGUCAGCAAGCAGAAGUGUGGGAAGCAGCUGAACCGACCCGGACGCUGGAUGAUCUGGGGUGGACACUCUUAUAGAGGUGCUAAAAGUUCAAAUCGACGUGCACCUGCCGGUGGAUCUAACGCUUUCGGAUAAUGCAGGGGGGCUGUGGGGCCACUGAACCGUUCCAUCUUAGUUCCACAGCAUCAGUGUCUGGACAACUUUUUUGUGUGAAGUAAAAAGACUAACUGCUUUUUAAGGAUUAGUGCACAAGUUCAAGGUUCUUGAGGGUUUAUCCGAGAGACAUGAUAGAGAAUGAAUUAAAGCACGAGCCUUCCGUUUCAGAGCAUGGAGAAGUCAAGUAGCGAGGAAUCUGCCAUCCACCGUAGCCCCUCCGUGGACAGUCGCGACUCCGAUUUCGCUCAAGCCUCCACCUCCGAACGCCCGUUCGGAGGACGAGGCUUCACCGCCGGAGCUUUCUACGGGUCCACGGGCCCCCGUGCGCAAACCGCCGCUCAGAGCGGGGAAGACAAAAGCAACAAUAAGUACAAGGCUCCUAAAGGCAGCAAGUACGUUGUCUUUUACCUGGAUCUAUCCUUUGUGUUCCUUCUAGAGUUCAAGAAGUUCAACAUGGCGAGAGGCUGCCUGUGCUGUCUGAAAUACACGAUGUUCGUCUUCAACCUCAUCUUCUGGUUGUGCGGCUGCGGGCUGCUGGGGGUUGGAAUUUGGCUGUCUGUGUCUCAGGGCAGCUUCGCAACCUUCUCUCCCUCCUUUCCAUCCCUCUCCGCUGCCAACAUGGUCAUCGCCAUAGGCGCCAUCGUCAUGGUGACGGGCUUCCUCGGUUGCCUGGGCGCCAUCAAGGAGAACAAGUGCCUGCUUCUGAGCUUCUUCGUUGUGUUGCUGAUCAUUCUGCUGGCCGAGCUGAUUUUGCUCAUUCUUUUCUUCGUCUACUCUGAUAAGGUCAGUGAGAAUGCCAAGCAGGAUCUAAAGGAUGGUCUUGCUCUCUACAACACAGACAACAACAUUGGGCUGAGAAACGCCUGGAACAUCAUCCAAGCUGAGUGGAAGUGUUGUGGAGUAACUGGGUACACAGACUGGCACGAGGCUCUGAAAGAAAAGGUGGUGCCGGACCGCUGCUGUCAGGAACAUUAUCAGGAGUGUGGCCGAAAUUCCACCAACAUGUUUUGGACACGGGGCUGUUACGAGAAGGUGGAAGAGUGGCUUGACGAUAACAAGCAUCUACUCGGAACAAUCGGCAUGUGUAUCUUGGUAGUUCAGCUCCUGGGCAUGGCUUUUUCCAUGACGCUCUUCCAUCAGAUCCACAGAAGCGGGAAGAAAUACGACGCCUGACGAGGCCGCCGCUCGAGGGAGGAGCCCUGCUGCAUUAUGGGACAGACUCUGGAGGACAGCUCUUGCAUAUCCUCCUCUUGUAUCUAACUUCCGACCCGUUUUCCCAUUAACUCCCGAGCUCCUCACACCAUACCAUCCUGUAAAGACCUCAGCCACGGUCACUCUCUCCUCCGCUCUUUCCCCCCUCCACUCAUCUGCCAAAGAGACCCGGGGACAAGGAGGAACGAGAGGACCGGCAUCCUUCCCAUGAGGCCUCUAACUGACUUUCUCCCUCCAUCUCCUCUAGAACCUUCAUUUUAUGCUUGAACUAACUAUAGUUUGCAGAAAGGAGACGAGGUCUGCGUGGCUUUACUAAUACGUAAACCCCCCCUGCCCUGCGAGGACGACGUGAGACUGGUAGUUCAGAAACUUUCAGGGUGUGAUGAACUGAAAGGCAUUGUCAUCGUCCCUGUCUGCAGUGUAAAUGACAAACAGCUUCAUUUUUAGCACGUUUAGCAGUUUUAUACCAGACGGAGAUCUUGUCAUUUUAGCAACUUUUUCUUUUUACAAGUGACUUUUCCCCAAUCCUGUCGAUAUCAUUUUCACAACCGAGACGCUGACUUGAGCGAGAUACAGAAGGAAAUCCAGUUUGCUUUGGAUGGUCAGAGAUUGUGUGCGUUGUUUUUUCUUGUGUGUGAAGGUUUGUGAUUGGACAUUUGAGAGGGCAUUGAAAAGUGCUGAACGAUUGAGACCUAAUGUCAGUAUUAUGAAUGGGAAGUCACCUUAUGCAGACUGUCAGGUUACCCAGGCAAGUACUGAUGGUACCCAAUACCUGCAAAAAUGUUGUCAACCAGUAAAAGGUCCGUUUUUAUAGAGAGAAGCGGUGGAAGGAAUGUGUGCCAAGCAUUUCAAAAGGGCAGAUCUUUGUGAAUUUGACCACCCAAAUAAUCAUUAAGACACAGCAUCUUUCCUCUUUUCAGAGUUAAUGCAUGUCACCGAAAGUCCCUGGCAGAGGUGUUCACUACAAAGUGCACAUUAGAAUAAGGUACAGCAGAGAUGGUUGUAUUUAUGAGAAUUGUAUUAAAACGCUAUUUGGUUUUGCACAAGUUUCAAUUGUGAAUGUUCGCUACAGUUUUCCUCGAGCAUAUUUUUGUCAAGCUGUCCAGAAUGACUCAAUUAGCGGACUGGCUUGCGCAACUGUAUUUCCCAACAUCCUUUGUUGACGACACGAAAAUGGCGGUCGUGAUAAAAAUACCCAGAUUAUAGACCUAGUGCACAUGCUCGUGUAUUGCCUUAGCACUAAAUAAAACUAAGCUGCUGUCAUAAGUAGGAACUUCCCAUGAGGACUUGGAGGCAGAACAUUAAACCUCAAUUAAUCACCAGAACUAAUAAAAAUAUAAAACGACACAAUUUGAUAAAUUAGGACAAGCGCAGUCAAGCCAUGAGUGCUGAACAAAAAUGAUUGUACAACUUGUGUAAGUUUGUGGAGCGCAAUCCACCCUCCAUAAUUCAUUUUGAGAAAAACAGCCCGCUGCGUUUCUGUUUCCGCACACCUCAGCUUUAUCGCCUCUGCUCUUCUUCACCUUAUUUUCUCUCUCCAUCUGCUUUCACUUCUCGAGCAUCGGGCUAGAACGCUUUGUGUUCUCUAACAUUCCUGCUGAAUGAGGCGUUAAUGCGUCUGUAUCACAUGCCCUGAUGGGACUUGCUUUAAGAUGCGUCUUGAUGAAGGUGUUUUGAAGCGAAAGCCGACAGUUUGGAGGGUCUAAAGUCAUGUAGCUGUAGAUCAGGGCGUGAUGAUGGCUGUCAGUGGCCAGUAUAAGUGGGGUCAUCUGAUGGGCUCUCAUCUAGACUGUCACGGAGACGCAUGCCUUCUGUUUAACCUUCUCUCUGUGUGUGUGUGUGUGUGUUUCAUUUGAGUGUCAGAGAGACGUAAAGGGAAAAAUAAUAACAGCUCUCAUCCCGUCAGGCACUAACUGUCACGCUAUCUUUCGGUUUACUGUGCUUUAGAAAAAUUGCUGUGUAUUAAGAACCAGUCGGGACCAGAAGCGACAGCUGCUUCUGAUGGUUAUCCUCUCUCGGUGGUUAAACUGAGAGUAAAGAGUACAUCAGGUUCUGCUGUGAUUGAGUAAAGGAACUCUCUCACUGUAUGUUGCCGCUUUAAGAGACCCCCAUAGUUAUUAUUACCAGAUCAGAGAAGGUGAAAUACUUGGAAAGAAACGACACAUUCGAUCUCACUCACAUGAUGCCAGCAAGCACACAACAGUUCCAAAUCUUUAUAGACGGUUUCAUCUUAACAACAUAAACAAACGUUACUACAAAUUUCAACAAAUCGUUUAUUUAAUACACUUAUUAUACAGUAAAAUAAUAAUACAAAUUAAUAUGAACAUAAAUUAAAUAAAAUAAAAAUAGUUAUAUUAUUAGACACUAGACAAACACAAACCGGAAGUUAACUGGGGGGUCAGGCGCGCGCGCGUCCGAUGAAACGGUCUAUACAUUUCUUUGUUCUGAUGAGCACAGAGAAAGAUGUUUGGAAGAAUUCUUGUAACCGAACAGUUCUUGGCCACCAUCGACUAGCAUAGGAAAAAUUGCUUUAUAAAUGUCUUAGUUCUGUCGAACACAAAAGAAGAUAUUUUGAAGAAUGUAGGAAAGCAAACAGUUCUGGGGCACCAUUGUAUGGUUUUGUACUGUGGGAGUCAAUGGCGGCCAAGAACUGUUUGGUUACAAGCAUUCUUCCAAAUAUCUUUCUCUGUGUUCAUCAGAACAAAGAAAUUUACACAGAUUUGGGACAACUGACGGCAUUUUUAUUUUUGGAUGAACUGUUUCUUUAAAGUCAAAAUCAAAGGAAAUCUGAUCCUAUUUACUUCGUACAGGCAGAUUCGUCAGUGUUAUACAAUGGAAAUGCAUCAUAUUAGAGGAGUAAACUAGGUUGCGAAUGCCGUUGCAUGUUGACCUUAAGGAAUCUGUUAAAUAUGACCGUCAAUCAGUCUUGCAAAUUGAUAAGCAAAUAGAAAUAAAGCAGCCGCAGUCAACAUUAUGAGCAUCAGUAAUGGAAAUGUGUUUGUGUUACACCUGGCCGUCUGGCUUCAAACCAGUUUCCUCUGAAGAACACCGUGGAGUUAACUAAGGGCUUUUAACGCUUUUAUCAAACUGAAUCACUGAACUUAGACUGCAAAGUGAAAUUUGUGAACUAUGUUGACAUGAAAGCUUUCCGAGGUCAGGCGCUGUUUAAAAGUUUGGAACUGUUUGUUUGGUCCUCGCUCCUAUGGUUUUAAUUUGUAAAGAUUUCUCUUUAAAAAAAUCCAAAUCACUCUUUUAACCGCACACUAGAUACCCACGUAAAUACUCACUUUCCUUUCAUCCGUUCGAGCUGUUAUUGGCUUCCACCAUGUGAACCUGAAUUUGUCAGAUGCUUUAUACGUGCAGCAGAUAAAGUGUACAAUGACACUAUGAUGAAAAACAACCAUCGAUGGGUUGAGGGUAGCGCUUUUAUUAUGUUUCAUUAUUUUUUCCCAUGUUUUUGCACUGUGUGUCAAGCUUAAUGCAUGUAAACAAUUUUACUACAAAUCAUCUCAUGACUGUACCAUUGCAAAUAUGUUUGACAUUAGGGCAUACUGUAUCUGUUGUGUAACAUGGUAUGAGCGGUUUGGUGUAUCUAUUUUUAAUGUGUCCGUCAAAUUUCUGAAGGUGCGAGGGUAAUUGCCUAAAUGAUAAAUGCCUGUUUUUUCACUCGAGGGUCGUGAUGUCGUUUUUGUGUUAUCUUUCUUUUUUGUACAUUGUUCAUUGUUGCAAGUUGUCAUUGUUUGUUUGUCAGAUAUUUUGUUACAAUAAGGCUAUGUUAAGCAUUGUUUUUCUUAACUUUUUACUUCUUUUUUUUUUGACUGUCCUAAUGUCCUUACAUCUGUUGGUUUUUCAUAAUGGAACUGGCAAAUGUGGUAAAAUAUUUAGCGCGCAGUACAUCACAUGCACAUUUAAAUUCACGUUAACAACCACAAUUCAGAUUUUUUUAUUUGAAGUUAAUUAAUAAUGCAUUGUCUACAGCUAAGCCCAUUUUCUGACAGGUAUUUUCUCUUCCCGUCUGUCCCAUUGAAGAUGUCUCCGAUCAUAAUGGAAAAAUCUCCAGAACAUCACGAUGCUUGCACAUCUGUUUUAUCUGAUUAUAUUGUUUGAUAUCAUUUUGUACCCAUUUAUUGUCAUUUAAUUUUACAUACUUCAGUUGUUUAAUAGUUAUUUUUUGUACCUGUUCGUUCAAGAACUUAAGUUGUCGGUCUGAAUUCUGAUAUUUUAUUUUUGACGGUGUUGCGUGAAAGCGCAAUUUUAAUUGGCUGAUCUGAGUGACCACAUCAACGAACUGAAUUUUCUUUUACAAAUCGACACUGCCAUAAAACAAUUUAGGAAUUUAGAUUGCUUGGGGAUGGAAAGGGAUCUAAAAAGUAACAGAUUUCUGUCAUUUCUGCCCUAUCGGUAUUUUUGUACUGCCAUCUUAACCACCGCCAGUAAGCUGCAUAUACAAGCUGUUAAAACGUAUGCUCUUGAGUGACGUGUUUUACUGUAGUGUCCUGGUGAGUGGCGGUUGUCAGAUAUCUUGUGAACCCAGAUUUGUCCUGUGGAGUAUUUUGCUACAUGUAAAGCACUAUAAAUAUAUUAGGUGGUGCACUAAAUUACAUUCUUUAAAUCCUACUAUUUUUUAAAUAAAGGAAAGUGUGUUGCCAAACUCCCUGUCACCUUUUCUUAUCAUUUUUGAUACAAGCUAUUUAACAUCUUUUUAAAUGCUUAAGAACUGUACCAAAGUAUAUAUAGUAGUUCACUGUCUAAAGUAGCCAUAUAAUAAAAUAUUAGCUUUU